CGGUAUUUUCUUCGGUGUUUUUUUUUGCUCGACGCAGUUUGCUUCGCAACGUUGUAUGUUGCUCGCCUAAACAACUGGAUGAUACUGACCUACACGUGUCAUUUAUGUUGUCAAGAAGGAUAUGAAUUGAUUGUCUGGAUUCUGUGAGGCGACAGCAUUUGUCGGGCAUUAAGUGUGAGUGUGUCUGGCGCCAUCAUGUGUGCGGCGGUGAAGUACGGCUCUCGGGGCCCGGCGCUGAUCCCGCGCAUGAAGACCAAGCACCGGGUCUACUACAUCACGCUCUUCUCCGUGGUCCUGCUGGGCCUCAUCGCCACGGGGAUGUUCCAGUUCUGGCCGCACUCCAUCGAGUCCAGCGCCGACUGGACCCUGGAGCGGCGCAGCGUCCACGACGCCCCCCUGGCCCGCCUGGCCCCCACCAGCCCCCUGCCUGAGAGGGGGGACCUCAGCUGCCGCAUGCACACCUGCUUUGACGUCUACCGCUGCGGAUACAACCCCAAAAAUAGGAUCAAGGUGUACAUCUACCCGCUGCAGCGGUUUGUGGAUGAGGAGGGUGUGGCCAUCAGUAGCACGGGUCUGUCUCGUGAGUACAACGAGCUCCUGAGUGCCGUCUCCGAUAGCGACUUCUACACGGACGACGUCACACGCGCCUGCCUCUUCCUGCCCUCCAUAGACGUGCUCAACCAGAACUCACUACGCAUCCGGGAGACCGCUCAGGCCCUCGCCUCUUUACCACGAUGGGAUAGAGGCAUGAACCACCUGCUCUUCAACAUGUUGCCUGGUGGACCACCAGACUACAACACCGCUCUAGAUGUGCCCAGGGACAGGGCUCUACUGGCGGGGGGUGGGUUCUCCACAUGGACCUACAGGCAGGGCUAUGAUGUCAGCAUCCCCGUCUACAGCCCUCUGUCUGCAGAGGUGGACCUUCCUGAGAGGCAGCCUGGUCCUCGGCGGUUCUUCAUCCUGUCCUCUCAGACGGCCCUCCAUAGGGAGUACCGCGUGGAGCUGGAGCGCCUGAAGGAGGAGAACGGAGAGACCAUCCUCCUCCUCGACAAGUGCAGCAACCUCUCCCAGGGACACACACACACACACGCGCACACACACGCACACUCCCCACGCAAGCGAUGUGCCAAGGGACAGGUCUACGACUACCCACAGAUACUCCAGGAGUCCUCGUUCUGCGUGGUUCUGCGAGGUGCUCGUCUGGGCCAGGCGGUUCUGAGUGAUGUUCUACAGGCUGGCUGUGUUCCGGUCAUCAUGGCCGACUCCUACAUCCUGCCCUUCUCUGAGGUCCUCGACUGGAAGAGGGCAUCUGUGGUGAUUCCGGAGGAGAAGCUUCCUGAGAUGUACACCAUCCUGAAGAAUAUCCCACACAGACAGGUGGAGGAGAUGCAGAGACAGGCGCGCUGGUUCUGGGAGGCCUACUUCAGCUCCAUGAAGGCCAUUGGACUGACGACCCUCCAGAUCAUCAACGACCGCAUCUACCCCUACGCAGCACGCACCUACGAGCAGUGGAACAACCCGCCCGCAGUGAAGUGGUCGAGUGUGAGCAACCCUCUCUUCCUACCGCUGAUCCCCCCACGCUCCCCCGGCUUCACGGCCGUCAUCCUGACCUACGACCGCAUCGAGAGCCUCUUCCGCGUCAUCACCGAGAUCUCCAAGGUGCCCAGCCUCGCCAAGCUCCUCAUCGUCUGGAACAACCAAAACAAGAGCCCGCCGGAAGAGUCCCUGUGGCCUAAGGUGGCGGUGCCUCUGAAGGUGGUGCGCACGAAAGAGAACAAACUCAGCAACCGUUUCUUCCCCUUCGACGAGAUCGAGACCGAGGCCGUGCUUGCCAUCGAUGAUGACAUCAUCAUGCUAACCUCCGACGAGCUGCAGUUCGGAUAUGAGGUGUGGCGUGAGUUCCCGGACAGGCUGGUGGGCUACCCUGGCCGUCUGCACCUGUGGGAUCAUGAGCUGGGCAAGUGGAAGUACGAGUCCGAGUGGACCAACGAGGUGUCCAUGGUGCUCACCGGAGCCGCCUUCUACCAUAAGUAUUUUAACUACCUGUACACCUAUAAGAUGCCGGGGGACAUAAAGAACUGGGUGGAUGCUCAUAUGAACUGUGAGGACAUCGCCAUGAACUUCCUAGUGGCCAACAUCACCGGCAAAGCUCCCAUCAAGGUGACGCCGCGCAAGAAGUUCAAGUGUCCUGAGUGUACGGCCAUUGAUGGGCUCUCUCUGGACCAGACCCACAUGGUGGAGAGGUCUGAGUGUAUCAAUAAGUUUGCGUCUGUGUUUGGCACCAUGCCUCUGAAGGUGGUGGAGCACAGAGCAGACCCAGUGCUGUACAAGGACGACUUCCCAGAGAAGCUCAAGAGUUUCCCCAACAUCGGCAGCCUGUGACAGCCCUACCCCUCUCUCUCUCUCUCUCUCUCUCUCUCUCUCUUUGUCUGUCUGUCUGCCCCCUCUCCUCUCCUCAGCCCCCCACCUCUGCUCUCCUGCCCCACGAUGCAGAUUCACUGAUGCAGUAGAACUUGUGAUU
Molecule: messenger RNA, 2521 nt
Organism: Clupea harengus (Atlantic herring)
Lineage: Eukaryota; Metazoa; Chordata; Actinopteri; Clupeiformes; Clupeidae
Gene: ext2
Product: exostosin glycosyltransferase 2
Cellular component (GO): membrane
Molecular function (GO): glycosyltransferase activity
Source: RefSeq, a predicted model, not a curated record